AGAUAUAUUAGAUAUGAAUUUAGGGAAGAGAAAAGAAUAAAGGAUAGGGUAGAAUACUUCUAUAUUAAGGCUUGCUAUUUGAAUUUUAAUAGAAAGGUAUUUAGGAAGACCUUAAAUAAGUAUACUAUUAAGAAAUUCUAUAGGAUAAAAGAAAUUAUUAUUCUAGAGGUAUUUCCUCUUAAAUAUUACUUAGGCAAAAAGCAAGUAAAGGCCUAUCUCUCCGAAUACGGUCGGAAAUUUCUAUUUAUAAUAGAUAUUUAUUUUUGCGAAUAUAAAGGCAAGGCAUUCUAUAUCGAGAAAGAACAAGUAGAAGUAUAUAUUAAUAGUCGGAUUAUAGUUAAUAUAGCCUGCUUUCAAAAGAUAAAUCCAAACUAUUUCAGGCUAAUAGUCCUUAAUCUAGACUACAGAUUCGACUUUUCGGCCUUCUGGGAUCCGUUUAACUAUAAAUCCUCUAAUAAGGCCUCUAGUAAAGUAUCUUCUAAUAACGGCUUAAUUAUAAUAUCUUUUAAUCUAGUAAGUCUAAUAUCUCCUAACCUACCCGAAAGCAGCGUUACAGAUAAACUCCUCCUUAUUUGCUAUCCUAUAGUACCAGAAUUCAGCCUUAAAGAUAAGAUAUAG
Molecule: messenger RNA, 618 nt
Organism: Hyaloscypha bicolor E
Lineage: Eukaryota; Fungi; Ascomycota; Leotiomycetes; Helotiales; Hyaloscyphaceae
Exons: 2
Source: RefSeq, a predicted model, not a curated record